GCCCUUGCUUUUGUGUAGAGAUUAAUAAUUGAUUAGUUCAUAGUCAAGAAUUUUAGUAAAAGGGAAUUGGUUACUUUGAGCUGCUACUUUUUACUGGGUAACGUACAGGAGACGGGAGUUACAGAACUUGCCAGCAGAAAAAUGAAGAGGAUCCUGGUUUUUCUGUUUGCUGUAGCAUUUGUGCAUGCUCUAGAAAGAGGCCGAGAUUAUGAGAAGGAAAAAGUUUGCAAGGAACUUGCCAAUCUGGGAAAAGAUGACUUCACAUCUUUAUCAAUGGUCUUAUAUAGCAGAAAGUUUCCCAGUAGCACAUUUGAACAGAUCAGUCACCUCGUGAACGAAGUUGUCUCCUUGACAGAAACUUGCUGUGCUGAAGGGGCUGACCCGGACUGCUAUGACCACAGGACCUCAGCAUUGUCUGCUAGGUCCUGUGAAAAGGACUCUCCAUUCCCAGUACACCCAGGAACUGCUGAGUGCUGUACCAGAGAGGGCCUUGAACGGAAACUCUGUAUGGCUGCCCUGAAGCACCAGCCACAAGAAUUUCCUACCUAUGUAGAGCCAACAAAUGAUGAAAUAUGUGAGGCAUUCAGGAAAGAUCCCAAAGACUUUGCUGAGAAAUUUAUGUAUGAAUAUUCCAUUAAUUAUGGACAAGCCCCUCUAUCACUCUUAGUCGGUUAUACCAAGAGUUAUCUCUCUAUGGUAGGGUCCUGCUGUACUUCAUCAAGGCCAACAGCUUGCUUUUUGAAAGAGAGACUCCAGAUGAAACACUUAUCACUUCUCACCACUAUGUCAAAUAGAAUUUGUUCACAAUAUGCUGCUUAUGGGAAGGAGAAAUCAAGACUCAGCCAUCUCAUAAAAUUAGCACAGAAAGUGCCAACUGCUGAGCUGGAGGAUGUUUUGCCACUAGCUGAAGAGAUCAACACAGUUCUCUCCAAGUGCUGUGAGUCUACCUCUGAGGACUGCAUGGCCAAGGAGCUACCUGAAUACACAGUAAAAAUCUGUGAUAACUUAUCCACAAAGAAUUCUAAGUUCAAGGACUGUUGUCAAGAAAAAACGCCCAUGGACAUUUUUGUGUGCGCUUACUUCAUGCCAGCUGCUCCAACACCUGAGCUGCCAGCCAUUGAGUUGCCUGCAAAUGCAGAUGUAUGUGAUAAAGGAAACACCAAAGCCAAAGAUCAGUAUACAUUUGAAUUAAGUAGGAGAACUCAUCUUCCAGAAGUAUUCCUCAGUAAAAUACUUGAGCCAACCCUGAAAAGCCUUGCAGAAUGCUGCGACUCUGAAGAUUCUACUGGCUGUAUGAAUGCUCAGGGACCUCAACUGAAAAAGGAAUUAUCUUCUUUCAUUGACAAGGGACAAAAACUAUGUGCAGAUUAUUCAGAAAACACUUUUACUGAGUUUAAGAAAAAACUAGCAGAGGGAUUAAAAGCACAAUUCCCUGAUGCCAGUGCAACGGACCUCCAAGGGUUGAUUGACAAGCGCUCAGACUUUGCCUCCAAGUGCUGUUCCAUAAACUCACCUCCCAUCUACUGUGAUUCAGAGAUUGAUGUUGAAAUGAACAAUACUGUAUAGUCCUGAUGUAUGUGUGCGGUCUUAGACCGAGAAUCCAGGUCCCCAGCUUGGUACUACAUCUAUUAUAAUCUCACCUCUAAGAAAAUGACAAGACAGAGAUCACUGCAGGGAUUUCGAAGAAUUCUAAAUUUAAAGACUGAAUUUAAAGACAGAGUCCAUCAUCUUAAAGACAACAGGGUUCCUAGGAGGAAAGAGGCAUUUUUCAAAUUAAGCAGCAUAUUUGAAGUAUUA
Molecule: messenger RNA, 1797 nt
Organism: Nyctereutes procyonoides (raccoon dog)
Lineage: Eukaryota; Metazoa; Chordata; Mammalia; Carnivora; Canidae
Gene: GC
Product: GC vitamin D binding protein
Exons: 13
Coding region: 142-1566 (474 amino acids)
Biological process (GO): vitamin transport
Cellular component (GO): cytoplasm; blood microparticle
Molecular function (GO): vitamin D binding; vitamin transmembrane transporter activity
Source: RefSeq, a predicted model, not a curated record